AUGCCGGCUCAUCGAUUCGACGUGAAUCGAAAGCUGCUGGCACGAUCCGAUCGGGUGAAAUCCGUGGACAUUCACACCAGCGAACCGUGGCUGCUGGCCGCCCUCUACAAUGGCAACGUGCUCAUCUACAAUUUUGAGACGCAGGCGCUGCUCAAAACGAUCGAGGUUUGCGAUCUGCCAGUGCGCGCGGCUCGUUUUGUGCCCCGGAAGCAAUGGGUGAUCACCGGCUCCGACGACAUGAACAUCCGCGUCUACAACUACAACACCCUCGAGCGUGUGCACCAGUUCGAGGCCCAUUCAGAUUACUUGCGGUCAAUCGCCGUCCACCCCACGCAACCGUUCCUCCUCACCACCUCCGAUGACAUGCUGAUCAAGCUGUGGGAUUGGGAUAACAAGUGGCAGAUGAAGCAGUCGUUUGAAGGGCACACGCACUACGUGAUGCAGGUAGCGGUGAACCCGAAGGACAACAAUACCUUUGCCACGGCUUCGUUGGACAAGACCGUUAAGGUCUGGCAAUUCGGCAGUAAUGUGCCGAACUUCACGCUCGAAGGUCACGAGAAGGGGGUCAACUGCGUCGACUACUACCACGGUGGCGACAAGCCCUACCUGAUCUCUGGAGCCGACGAUCACUUGAUCAAGAUUUGGGACUACCAAAACAAGACUUGCGUCCAGACCCUCGAUGGCCACACCCAGAACGUGUCAGCGGUCGCAUUCCACCCCGAGCUUCCCUUGAUCAUCACCGGAAGCGAAGACUCGACGGUCCGCCUGUGGCACUCGGGAACUUACCGACUUGAGACGACGCUGAACUAUGGCCUAGACCGCGUUUGGUGUAUCUCUGCUCAUCGUGGCUCUAACACCAUCGCCAUCGGAUACGACGAGGGCUCGGUGACGCUGAAAUUGGGCCGAGAAGAACCAGCGGUUUCCAUGGAUUCAUCUGGGAAGAUCCUUGUCGCCAAGCACUCCGUCGUCCAGCAGCUCAAUUUGAAGACGCUCGACGCAGAGCAAACGGAGCAGUUGCAAGAUGGCGACCGUGUUCCGCUGUCCGUGAAGGAACUCGGCUCCUGUGAAAUCUACCCGCAAACCCUUUCCCAUUCCAGCAACGGAAGAUUCGUGGUGGCUUGCGGUGAUGGCGAGUACAUCGUCUACACGGCCAUGGCGCUGCGCAACAAGGAUUUCGGCCAGGCGCUCGAAUUCGUCUGGGGCCAAGACCCGAACAUGUUUGCCGUCCGCGAAUCGGCGCAGAGCAUCAAGAUCAAGAAGAACUUCAAGGACUUCAAAGCUAUCCGGACCGAUAUCGUGAUGGAGGGUAUUGAAGGAGGUCCGCUGCUCGCCGCCCGUUCGAACUCGUCGCUGUGUUUCUACGACUGGGAGACUGGAAACCUGAUCCGUCGCAUCGAGAUUGCCGCUCAACACGUGUACUGGAAUGAUUCCGGUGAAAUGGUUGCUAUCGCCGGGACCGACUCGUUCUACAUUCUGAAGUACAACGCCGACCUGGUGGCCUCCGCCUCGCCAGCCGAUUUCAACGAGGACGGCCUCGAGGAUGCUUUUGAAGUUGUCGGCGAGCAAGCCGAGACCGUUGGCACGGCCUUUUGGAUCGGCGACUGCUUCGUGUUCACCACCUCGCACAACCGUUUGAACUACUACGUCGGCGGGGAGAUUGUCACCAUCGCCCAUCUCGAUCGCCCGCUCUAUUUGCUCGGUUACCAAGCCCCGAAUUCCCGAAUCUACGCCAUGGACAAGGAGCUGAACAUUGUCAGCUACCGGCUUCUCCUGACCGUUUUGGAAUACCAGACGGCCGUGAUGCGUCGCGAUUUUGACACGGCUGACAAGGUAUUGGUCCACAUUCCCAAGGAGCACCGCACCCGUGUCGCCCAUUUCCUCGAGAAACAGGGCUUCAAGAAGCAGGCGUUGGCCGUGUCUCAAGAUCCUGAUCACAAGUUCGAGUUGGCCAUCGCUCUCGGCGAUCUCAAGACGGCCUACGAUUUGGCGCUGCAAAGCGACAGCGAGGAGAAGUGGCGUACGCUCAGCCAGGUGGCCACCGCCAAGUCGGAUCUGAUGCUGGCUGGAGACUGUCUCGGCAGGGCUCGUGAUUUCGGAGGCCUCCUGUUGCUCGCCUCUUGCGCCGGCUCGGCUCCACUGCUCGGCCGUUUGGCCAACGAGAGUGCCGCUAACGGAGCGCACAACGUCAGUUUCCUCUCCAACUUUAUGCUCGGCGACAUCGACAAGUGCUUGGAGACGCUGAUUGCCUCUGAUCGUCUCCCGGAAGCCGCUUUCUUUGCGCGUACACAUGCCCCAAGUCAAGUCCCGCGCGUGUUGGCUCUGUGGAAGGAGCGUGCUGCCAGCAAGAGCCAAAAUACGCGAAAAUCUGAGGCCCUGGCUGAUCCGGUCAAGUACGAGAACCUCUUCCCCGGCUAUCGGCAGUCACUUAAGGUCGAAUCGUUCGUUCGUCAGCUGGCCCACCUGGCCGUGCCGGCAAAGGCGGCCGCCCAGGCCAAGCCCAACCAAACUCGUAACAUCCACGAGGAGAUGGAGCAGGCCGAGCAAAGUGGUGCCCUCACUUUUGACGCUGACGGCCAGGCUCAUCUUCGAGGUGUGCAGCGCCAACCGCCCCCACUCAGCCAUCAACCAACCCCGCCGCAGCCAACUCCCGCGCUCAUCGCCACUGCCUCAGCUGCGGCUGCGGCUGCUGCCGUCGCGGUCGCCGCUCCAGCGCUGCCCUCGCCCAGCCCCAGGCAGGAAGAGCCUGCUCACGUCGAGGAAGAUGAGGAGCAGCAGCAGAGUGACGAAGAUGAGGAUGAGAUUGGUCGCGAGAUUGCCCAGCCCGCGCACCACAGUGGCCCCGAUGUCGUCGGCCAGAUGAAGCCCGACCUCGUGGCGCACGACCCGCAGCCCGAUCUGAUCCACGAGGCCCAGAAUAACCGCCCGCAGGUGGUUGCCGAGGCCGAGGACCGGUGGUCGGAUGACGAUUUCGGGGACGCGCAGGAGGACGCGGACGAGGACGUGAAUGACCUCAACAUCGACGACCUGAACCUGGAGGACGACGAU
This is a messenger RNA of Mesorhabditis spiculigera, 3045 nucleotides long. Lineage: Eukaryota; Metazoa; Nematoda; Chromadorea; Rhabditida; Rhabditidae. The record is from the annotation of a GenBank genome assembly.